This is a messenger RNA of Cryptomeria japonica (Japanese cedar), 894 nucleotides long. RefSeq names its product ATP-dependent DNA helicase PIF1-like. The transcript has 2 exons. Gene Ontology annotation, biological process: telomere maintenance; DNA repair. Bases 1 to 894 code for a protein of 297 amino acids. Lineage: Eukaryota; Viridiplantae; Streptophyta; Pinopsida; Cupressales; Cupressaceae. Gene Ontology annotation, molecular function: DNA helicase activity. The record is from RefSeq and is a predicted model, not a curated record.
AUGAUUGUUCAAGGCACUGCUGGCACUGGUAAAUCAUUUUUAAUAGAUUGUAUUAGAAAAGAAUUAAACAUAUCUCCACCUAUGACGGCAAACCCAUUGCUUCUUUUAGCACCAACAGGAGUUGCUACAUUUAAUAUACAAGCGACAACAAUCCAUGCAGGGUUGCGCAUACCUUUAAGAGAAAUGCAUCCUUUGAUAGGGCAGUCAUUAAUGACAUUGCAAGAGCAAUUGAAACAUAUCAAAUAUAUUCUGAUAGACGAAAUGAGCUUUUUGGGCAUGAAACUACUACUUAAGAUAGAUAAUCGUUUACGCCAAGCAUUCCCUAACAAUCAACAUGACAAGUUUGGUGGCGUGUCCAUGAUUCUUGUUGGUGAUCUUGCUCAGCUUCCCCCUGUAAUGGAUAAACCUAUAUAUGCUUCACACUCUACAGCCCUCAGUUUAUGGCAUUCUUUUACUAUUGUCAUAACACUGGACACUAUUUUCCACCAGCAAGGUGCAUUUAUAAGACAACAACAAUUCAGAGCACUUCUUCACAACUUAAGAAACACUCAAGCACUCCAACAUGAUUGGAAAAUGCUCAAAGAAUUAAAUUUGCCUGUCGUUCUAAGUUUAGCUAAAAUUGCUAAGCAAACAAAUACUGAAUAUGACACCAAUGAACAACUACCAUUGGAAGUAUUACUUUCUAUUGAUCAACAAGUGAUUUUAAUAGCUAACUUGUGGAUCCAAGUUGGCCUUGUCAAUGGCGCUAUUGGUCUCAUAAAAAAAAUUGUAUAUGAAAACAAUACAAAACCACCAGACUUGCCAAAAUAUGUGGUUGUCCAAUUCAACGAUUAUAAUGGACCUCCAUGGGAUAUAGCACAUCCAAAAGACAUACCCAUUUUGCCAAUAGCGUGA